This is a messenger RNA of Metarhizium brunneum ARSEF 3297, 4023 nucleotides long. RefSeq lists its product as uncharacterized. Lineage: Eukaryota; Fungi; Ascomycota; Sordariomycetes; Hypocreales; Clavicipitaceae. Gene Ontology annotation, cellular component: nucleus; U2 snRNP. Gene Ontology annotation, molecular function: U2 snRNA binding; protein binding. Gene Ontology annotation, biological process: mRNA splicing, via spliceosome. The record is from RefSeq and is a predicted model, not a curated record.
AUGGCAUUUCAAACCAGCAUUCUUCGGGACGGCGAAUGGGUGACCGAGACUGUCAACCUCCAGGCUGCUCUGAAAGCAUCUACGACUCCAAAAUCCGCUGCACGGGCUCACCCGGAGCCACCAAGCUGUGGAAUCUUGUCCAGGACCAUAGUAGAAAGCCCUGUAGUUCACCGGAUUCUUCCUGUUCGUUUGAGAUCCGAGACUCACAACGACAUAGCUUUUGUCGGAGACCACUUUGUGCAAAUAAGCGAGCUUAGGCGAGAUGGACAAGUUCACGAGGUUGUACGAAAAAGUGAUUUUGGCUCCAGGAUCCGAGGGGCUGCUGUGAUAGGAGACUCCCUCCAGCAUGGAUUAGAUGACGAUGACCCUGCCGACAUGGUUAAAAGCGAGGACCAAGACAUUCUCAUGCGAGACUCCCUCGACACUGGCCUUGACUCCCGCCACCUAUUGCCACCGCAACUACUAGUCCUGAUACUAGAAUCUGGUGAUACCAUGUUUACGUUUCUGCGGGAAAGGCAAGACUCAACUUUGGAAUUUGUGUUUAAUAAGCGAGAAAGUCCCAAGAAUCUCUCGUAUCUUGGAUAUCACAUAUCCGUUGAUCCAUCAUCACGGUACAUGGCCGCAGCUUCGCCCGACGGAGUCCUCGUCAUAUACGAAUUUGAAUCAAUGGCCGGACUUAACCAACAAUAUCGCCAACAGGGGUUUUUCGACCCUGUCAAAUCAAUUCGGAUUCGUGCUAUACAGGGUGUAAUUCAUAAAUUGGAGUUUCUGUACCCCCGUCCAGAAGAUGACUAUCAUAUCAUUCUUCUACUGAUUGUAACAAGAAGGGAAAGACGCUCCGCGGAACCGGUUUCCCGAAUGGUCACCUACGAAUGGGAGGUAGGGGACAAUCUCAAAGAAAUCUUUGCCGAAGAGAAAGCUGGCAACAGGCUACCUAAGGAGCAUCGAAUGCCAUCUCUUCUCAUACCCCUUCGAUUCAACACGGCCUUCUUCGCGGUUUCCCAGCCAGACAUUGGUAUCGUGAAGAACUGCCUUUCUGGCUCUCCGGUGUUCGAGGUCCUCGAUACUGAUACACCUGGGCGAACGCCUCUCCAUCACGGCGCGGACAAACCACUUUGGACGGCCUGGUCUAGGCCAUUCCGAAGAAAGAAAUAUUUCGAAAAGACUGACAUUAUUUAUCUAGCUCGCGAGGAUGGAGCCAUCAUUCACGUUGAGAUCGAUGCUCCGGAGUUGGUCCCUUCUGUUACCAAUGUGGGCUGUCUCAACACCAACAUCAACACGGCUUUCACUAUUGCGUACGAUGUUUUCUCCGACGUUCUUAUAAUUGGUGGUGAUUCUGGCCCAGGCGGCAUUUGGAAGCUUGCGCCUCGGACCGACCUUGAACAAGUCAGUGUCUUACCCAACUGGUCACCGGUUGUCGACCUGGUUACCUCCAGCGGGCGUCCACUCAAGGCUUCGAGCGCCUUGGAACCCCGAAAUACGAAUUUAAGAAGCGCUGAAAUGAACAACCUACCCUCAAAACCGGAAAGCCUGUUCAGUGCGUCUGGUCGCGGCAUUCGGGGUAAUUUAACCCAGUGGAGAUGGGGCAUCCAAGGCAGGAUAGGUCUCGAUAUCGAGACCGGUGAACCUAUCAGGUGUUCCUGGGGGUUCUCAAUGAGCGGCCCGGAAGGUAACGGAUUGUUUGGCUUGCUUGCCUUGCCUGAUUCCUCCAUAUUGCUUCAUUUCUCUAGUGACUUCAGUCAGGUAGAUGCAGUACCACCCGACAGUACCGCAUUUGACUUGACGUCUCGGACGUUGCAUGCUUGCCAAGCCCAGUCUGGGCUCAUACUUCAAAUUACUGAGUCUUCCGUCGCCCUAUUAUCAGGCUCUCGAACAUCACUUCACCCUCUGCAAAGCAUACUCGGGAUAGUUGGUGCUUGUGCAGAGAAUGCUUUUUGCGCUGACGACAUUCUUGUUCUCUCCACGCACAACGAUGGGAAUUCUCAGUUGCACAUUUUGCAAAUUGAAGAGAUGAGCAUCCGAGCCGUCAAAUCUUGGGAUAUUGCCGGCGAGGUGACAUGCGUGUCCCUCUUCAAAACAGCAGGCAAUUAUUUUGUGAUUAGCGGCUCCGUUAUUGACAGCACCUCAUGGGUCUUCGCCUAUGCCCUGGAUGGCACCAUCAUAGUUGCUGAAGCUGUUGACAAAAAGCGAGUCGGCCCUUGCGGCUUUGAAGCCCCAAGUGAAGCACAGCCGUUUGAGGCCCUGACUAGCAUUUGUGUCGUACGGGAAAGCUCGAACUCUGCUGAGCUUGUUGCUGGUACACGGUGUGGACACUUAUUGAAUUUAAGAAUCUCGGAUCAAACUUCCGAACGCGUUACCUGGAACAGUGAAGCUAUGGGCGUGGCCCCCGUCGAUGUGUUUCCAACACACGGCCUCUUCGACGGCGAUUUUGCAGCCAUGGCUUGCUGCGACAACAAUAUCACCAUGAUGUCGAACUUUUCAAUGUCGAGCCUCAAGUUUCAAAAAAAGCAUUUCAUUUGGCUGACAGACUCGAACGAUGCCUCGAUGCCGUCACCACCCAUUCAUUCCGUGUUUGGCCUUGGUCUUAGCUUAUCUGGCUACAGUGGUCACAUGUCACUGAUGCUCCUUGCAGGCUCUAGGCUUCUUAUUGCAGAAAUAUGGCCACACUACUCUCUGGUCCCCAGGAGCCUGCCCUUAAACGGUUCCCCUACACGUGUCAUAUUCUCGCAAGCGUGGAACUGUUUAGUGGUUGCAUUACUGAAGGACGGUAAAUCUACCUUGGCAUUCAUUGACCCUGACAGUGGUAUGCAUCUUGCAUCUGCUUGUGACAAGGAUAGAAACGCUUUGGAGUUCAUUUCGGGCCUUGGCCACCCAGGAGACAGAAUUUAUGGUCUUAACGAAUGGUUGUAUGUGAAAGACGGCAAGACUUUUGCUUUUCUCUUGGUGACGACGAAAGAAGGCAGGCUGCUUAUCGUAUCAGUAAACAAAUCGGAAUCUCGCACCGGUGAUGGUGGCGGAAAACGAUUGCAAUAUUGGACUCGUUACAAGAAAGUGAUGGCCAAGCCUAUAUACUCUAUUGUUGGCGACAACGACGGAAUCAUAUUUUGCGUCGAUAAGACUAUUCACUGGGAUGUCCUGGAUCUGACAGAGAAGAAACUGCGGCCCAUGAAGCAGUAUGACGUUGAUUCUCCUGUAAUAUCUCUUCGAGUGUUCAACGGCAAAAUUUUUGCGCUGACUACUAUGCAUUCCCUUGAAGUAAUUGACCAUAGGGCGGGAGAAGACAAUCCGAUGUCUCUGAUACAUACGGAUGCUAUAUCGAGGACAACUACUCAUAUGACGGAUAUUGGAACAGACGGGCGGGAAUCCGACGUUGUUGGCAGGUGGCCAAUUACCAUGCUCUCUGAUCAUAGAGGAGGGCUUGUGGGCGUAUGGAUUCCAUGGGGCCAAAGAGACAAGGAAUUUCAGACAAUUUUUGAAGCAAUACUGCCCAAUUCUGUCCGACGAUUUACCCACGCUAGGAGCCGCCCGCUGUGGUUAGGGUCGGAGACACGGAAUCGAUAUGGCGUCGUGGCCAGCAGCAAAGAAGGAUCUGAGGUAUUUGGGGUUUCUCUCGACGGCUCACUACAACAUUUCACAUUGGUAAACUUAGAACUAUGGCGAAUUCUGAGCCUAGUCCAAAUUUUGGCACAACGGAAUAGGUUGUUUAAUGCCAUGGGUGGACCUCCCUCAGAUUCGGACAGCGCGGGGUCAGAGGACGACGUUGAUAUUGAACCGCGCUUACAUCCAAAGCUAAUGCACAUUGACGGUGACAUGUUGUAUCGCUGUCUGGAAAACCGACUUCUCGAGAAGCUUGUUGGGACAGCUGACGGGCUGGAUCUAUUUUGUGAGUAUCUCGAUGGUCUAGAUGGUGGCCGCUGGACAGACAGGUUCAGGGACGGCAUCGGGAACUCGGAGGAAAGAGAAGCUGCGUACUUCAAUUUGGGAUACGAUAUUCUCAGUUAUAUUUUAGCCCCGGCUUUAUAG